UUAUGAUGUAAUACGCUAGAAAGUUCCCGGAUAAUAAGUACAGAAGGUCGGAAGCGUGCAGACAGAGUAAGUUGCCGCAAAGAAAUAUUAAAAUACCAGAGCUUUCAGCAAGUCUCGGAUCUUUCUGGAAUUCGUCCUAAAAAGCACCAUGCCCAGAGGAAGCCGAAGCAGAACUUCGAGGAUGAGUCCUCCAAGUUACUCCUCCCAAUCACCUCCACCAAUGUCCAGAGCAGCUCCUCCACGCUCCUACGCCCCGGCGCCCGCUCCCCCUGCACCGUCAGCGGUGGCGGCUCCUGCUGCUGCUCCCCGGCAGCCGGGGAUGUUCGCCCAGAUGGCGUCCACUGCGGCGGGCGUUGCGGUCGGCUCUGCUGUCGGGCACACGAUAGGUCACGCCAUGACCGGCGGCUUCAGUGGAGGUGGACACUCAGAAGCUGCCAGGCCUGAUGUUACCUAUCAGGAGCCCUACCAGGCUCAGCCCACGUACCAGCAGCAGCAGCAGCAGCAGAAUCCCUGCGCUUAUGAGCUGAAGCAGUUCAUUGAAUGUGCUCAGACGCAGAGCGACCUCAAACUCUGUGAGGGCUUCAGCGAAGUGCUCAAACAAUGCAAAUUCUCCAGUGGACUGUCAUGAGGUUUGGAUUGGAGACACGACUAUUCCAUUCACUGUCUGCUUGUGUCUGGAAACAGUUUCCUCUUAAAAUGCAUUUCAAUCAGAUAUGAGGGCCUACGUGAAAAAUAAAAUCAGUGACUUGGAAGAAAUGCUGUGUAACAUAUGUGAUGCAUAGUAUUUAUAUAUUGGUGUAGAUAACUUCAGCUUUCUGAUUUGGUGUUUUUUUUUUUUUUUUUUUUUUGAGUUUCUGUAGAAGAGAUCACGAUGUGUAUUUCUCUGCAGGAUAAUUUACAUGUUUUACUCAAAUGAUGUGAUCUUGAAUUGCAAAUAAAAGAAUCAGAAACAUUCAAA
Molecule: messenger RNA, 958 nt
Organism: Cyprinus carpio (common carp)
Lineage: Eukaryota; Metazoa; Chordata; Actinopteri; Cypriniformes; Cyprinidae
Product: coiled-coil-helix-coiled-coil-helix domain-containing protein 2-like
Biological process (GO): mitochondrion organization; positive regulation of transcription by RNA polymerase II
Cellular component (GO): mitochondrion; nucleus
Molecular function (GO): sequence-specific DNA binding
Source: RefSeq, a predicted model, not a curated record